AUGCGUCUCGUUAAACCGCUCUUUUUGGUGGUCGGCGUCGCGAUCAUUAGUGCUUUUGCUCAACGACCAAUCUUUUUCCGUGUGAAACGACAAGCCUAUCCGCCUAAUCCGGCACCGUUUAAACCGAGACAAGAGGACUACAAUCUCCCGCCAUUUUAUCAGGUUAGUCUUCAAAGAACGACUACUACAAACUAAUAUAUUUUUAGCCGAAUCCUGGCCGUGAUGCUUCAUCGCUCUCUCCCCUUUUCCCAUUCCACAGUCAGUACAGUAACGGAUUGGACAUCAAUCCGGGAACUAGGGUCACUGUCGAUGGAAAUUUGAACGUUCCACUCAUGGGAUGGGGAAUUUGGGACUAUAAAGGUGGAAUUAAAGUUGGACGCCCGAAUACACGAGUCGGCUUCGGAUCUCUCAAUGCUCCGACCAACGUUCUCGGCAUUUCCGGAGACACCAUUGCAGCUCUUGCUCGUGACGGAACAUUCCAGCAGUCUAGACGUGAGCUCGAGAUAUCAGAAUUCGUCUGUCUACGAAUCGGAUAACUUUCAGAGAACGUGCCGGCAGUCCCCGUGGCAGUACUUCCCGGAAACUUUGUCCCAGUCCGUUGCCGCCCUCCAAUGUGCAAUCCAUUUGUGCACAACAUGGCAUUCGGAGUAGACGUCGAGCCAGGAGAUGAUUACCUAUUCGACGGAGGAUUCGAUUUCCCGAUCCCACUUGCUCCAUCUGGAGUCGGUGUUCGCUUCCCAAUGAGCGGUGCCGUCAACGUGGGAACAGAUCCACUUCUUAUCACUUACGGACACGGAAUGGGGCCUGUCGAACCACCAGGAUUCAAGUCGAAGAAGCGAUCGGAUGAGGACGAAAUCCGAAGACAACUCAAGAACAGCUAG
Messenger RNA from Caenorhabditis sp. 36 PRJEB53466, 881 nucleotides. NCBI's taxonomy places the organism in Eukaryota, Metazoa, Nematoda, Chromadorea, Rhabditida, Rhabditidae. The record is from the annotation of a GenBank genome assembly.